This is a messenger RNA of Pipistrellus nathusii (Nathusius's pipistrelle), 2349 nucleotides long. NCBI's taxonomy places the organism in Eukaryota, Metazoa, Chordata, Mammalia, Chiroptera, Vespertilionidae. The record is from the annotation of a GenBank genome assembly.
AUGGCGGGUUUGACGCUGUUCGUGCGCCGCCUGCCGCCCUCGGCCCGCAGCGAGCAGCUGGCGGAGCUGUUCAGCCAGGUGGGGCCGGUGAAGCAGUGCUUCGUGGUGACGGAGAAAGGGAGUAAGGCAUGUCGAGGCUUUGGCUAUGUCACUUUUUCUAUGCGGGAAGAUGUUCAAAGGGCCCUCAAGGAGAUCACCACUUUUGAAGGCUGCAAGAUCAGCGUGAGUGUUGCCAAGAAGAAACUGAGGAACAAGUCUAAGGAAAAGGGGGGAAAUGAAAAUUCAGAGUCCCCAAAGAAGGAACAGAAGCCUAAAAAGGCCAAGGUGGCAGAUAAGAAAGCCAGAUUAAUUAUCAGGAAUCUGAGCUUUAAGUGUUCAGAAGAUGACUUGAAGACCAUAUUUGCUCAAUAUGGAGCCGUCCUAGAAGUGAACAUCCCUAGGAAGCCAGAUGGAAAGAUGCGUGGUUUUGCUUUUGUUCAGUUCAAAAACCUUCUAGAAGCAGGAAAAGCUCUUAAAAGCAUGAACAUGAAAGAGAUAAAGGGUCGGACAGUAGCUGUGGAUUGGGCUGUGGCAAAGGAUAAAUAUAAAAAUACACAGUCUGCCUCUGCCCCAGGUGAGGAGAAGCAACCUGAACCUAAACUUCAGAAACUAGGUAAAGUGAAUGGCAGGAAAGAAGAGGUUAUGAAAGAGGAAGAGGAUGAUGAUGAUGGUGAUAUGGAAGAGGAUGAUGAUGAUGAUGAUGAUGAUGGUGAUACGGAAGAGGAGGAUGAUGAUGAAGAUGGCGAUGAUGAAGAGGAGGAGAAGAAUAAAAAGUCGAAAGUAACCAAGUGUGUGCAAAUUCACAUGAAAGCAGUCAAGAGACCAGUGCCCUCAGAAAGCAGUGAUGAGGAUCAUUCUGAUGAGGACAGCGGCCUGGAGGAAGGAGGGAGUGUUGAUAGUGGAGAGGACCUGGCUCAGAGUGACACCGACACUGAAGAGCUGGAAGAUAAAGAUGUACAAGUCUCAAAGAAAAAGAAGAGGAAAUUACCCUCUGAUGUGAAUGAAGGGAAAACUGUUUUUAUAAGAAACCUGUCCUUUGACUCGGAGGAAGAAGAUCUUGGGGAGCUCCUCCAGCAAUUUGGAGAUCUUAAAUAUGUCCGCAUUGUCUUACAUCCAGACACAGAGCAUUCUAAAGGUUGUGCAUUUGCUCAGUUCAUGACUCAAGAAGCAGCUCAGAAAUGCCUUGCAGCUGCUUCUGCAGAGACGGAGACACAGGGUUGCAAUCUGUUACAGGGUGGGGGGCUGAAAUUGGAUGGCCGGCAACUCAAGGUUGACUUGGCAGUGACCCGUGAUGAGGCUGCAAAGCUGCGAACAAAGAAGGUGAAGAAGCCGACCGGAACCCGGAACCUCUACCUGGCCCGAGAAGGCUUGAUUCGUGCUGGGACGAAGGCUGCAGAGGGUGUGAGUGCUGCUGAUAUGGCCAAAAGAGAACGGUUUGAGCUGCUGAAGCAUCAGAAACUGAAGGACCAGAAUAUCUUUGUCUCCCGCACCAGGCUCUGCCUGCACAAUCUCCCCAAGGCCGUGGAUGACAAACAGCUCAGGAAGCUGCUGCUGAAUGCCACUAGAGGGGAGAAGGGAGUGCGCAUCAAGGAGUGCAAGGUGAUGCGAGACCUUAAAGGAGUUUAUGGGAAAAUUAAAGGUCAGUCCCUGGGCUACGCCUUUGCAGAGUUCCAGGAGCACGAGCAUGCUCUGACCGCCCUACGCCACAUCAACAACAACCCAGAAAUCUAUGGGCCUCAGAAGAGACCAAUAGUGGAGUUCUCUUUGGAAGAUCGGAGGAAGCUUAAAAUAAAGGAACAGAGGAUGCAGCGCAGCCAGCAAAAAAUGAAAUCCAAGUCCACAACUGGUGAGCCUCAACAGAAGCACCCGGAGCCGAGAGAAGACCUGCAACAGAAAGCAGCUCAAAACCACUCCCAGGAGCAAAACAAGGCCCCUCCAGAGCAGAAGGGGAAGGCGGGCUCUAGCUCCUGGGCAGGAUUCCAGACCAAGGCUGAAGUGGAGCAGGUGGAGUUACCUGAUGGGAAGAAGCGAAGAAAGGUCCUGGCGUUACCCUCACACCGAGGACCCAAAAUCAGGUUGCGGGACAAAGGCAAAGUGAAGUCUCUCCCUCCCAAAAAGCCAAAGCCCCAGAUAAACCAGUGGAAGCAAGAGAAGCAGAAAUUGCCUCCCAAGCAGGUGCCUAAGAAAAAAGCUAAGGGAAAUAAGACAGAAAUUCGCUUCAACCAGCUGGUCGAACAAUAUAAGCAGAAAUUAUUGGGAUCUUCUAAAGGAGUGCCUCUCGCAAAGAGAAGCAAGUGGUUUGACAGUUGA